CCAAACUAAUCAAACUGAAAACGCUCGAGACCUCAAAACAGCGGCCCGGCCAACGUAUAUAUGCGCCCAAAAAGCGCGGAACCAGUCCGGAAAGGCGUAAAGCCAUAAACGCGAACAAACCACGACGUACUACGGAUAUCUUCACGCAAUGGCUCGACCCAAAAGGAGCUCUACUAGGAAAUCGAAGGCUCCACAGCGAGCUAGCAGUUUCGUGCCUGAUCAGAGGUCACUGAAUCAGACUCUGAACUGUAUUAUUGCAAGUGGGAAUGAGCAGCUUGAAAUGACACUGAACACAAUUCGUAUGAAGCUCCGGCAUCUGGAAGAGAACAUUGAUGUCAUCUUCGCUGCUGCCGUGAGGGAACUUCCAGAUGAAGUUCUUGAUCGGCCUUUCAAAGAAGUGCUCGGGGAAGUGGACUGCCCAUUGGCUAAUUCUGAAGUAGACGCAAGAGGAAAUGUCGUGUCCAGUGGCACCAAAAGGACAGCCGCCACUACUGUAAAGAAGGGGCAGAGUGCAUUAAAACGGGUGUCGAAAUUGGGCAGUGUACGUCGAGGGCAAAGGCAGUCGCGCAGUGUACUUCGUGACACCCGCACCCCUGGCAAUUCCCAUUCCGUUCCACCAAAGGGAGUUAUCACACCCAAGUUUGAUACUAGGAGGGGCAGAACUCCGUCUCUGACACGCAAGGCCAGGCCCGGAGAAGUUUUGCUGUCGUUGUCCGGGAGCCCAGUCCGCAGCGAGAACAAGCUGCAGGACAAAACGGCAGCCAUCAUAACUCUAGGAGAUGGCAAAUUCGACCUAGUCUGUGGAAGACAAUGGAUGAUACACCUUCUGGACAUCGUGUUCGCCAUUGGAGCUUUGGCAGCUGAUAUAACCAUGGGUAAAAUGGGUGACAGGUGUGGAAGAUACCCCGUGAUCUACGCAAACGUUCUCUUGCUGCUUAUCGCGGGUUUGGUCACCAUCUUCAUGCACAAGUUUCCAGGCUUCGUCGUCUGCCAGUUCUUCGUUGCUUUUGGCCUCGAGAGUAUGCUUAACACGGGGAUUGUACUACUAUCUGAAGUGACAGAUUCAAAGGAUCGAUGUUUGGUUAUUGUGGCAUGCUUCGUGGUCUGGGGGACUGCCUACUUAAUCCUGCUACCUUUACUCGGCUUCUUGGAGAAUUGGAUUGUUGCCCAGGUGUCCAUCAUGAUCCCCACCAUGCUGCUCUUCGUUGGUCUCACGGUUGUCGUGGAGUCUCCGCGGUUCCUAAUAGCAGUGCGAAACUAUGAAGAAGCAGAAGCGGUCAUAAUGUACGCGGUAAAGAAAAAUCGAAUAAACCAAGAGUGGGCGUCCAUAAAGUGGAGAAGCACGCUCGACGAUAUUUGCCACGCCUCACCAAUCGGACCAACAUAUCCUGGAGUUAACACUCUUUUGCUUGAUCGGAACAAUCGGAAGCUGCUGAAGAUGACAACGUGUUUGAUCGUAUCCUGGUUCGUCACAUCUUUAAUGGACAACGUUAUCCAUUUUUCCUUUGACGGAGAGAGCACUGAAUCUGUCACGGUUGACACGGUUGCCGUAGGGCUCCUCGUGCAACUCCUAGCGUUCGGCUUCACCAUGCUCACUGUAAACCGCUCAGGACGAUGCAUUGCCAUGUCUUCCGGGCUAUUCAUCGCAGGCGUAGCUCACCUGCUUGCCGUAUCCCUGCAACACUUGUUCGGCGUCCCGUACGUAGCGAUGGCUGUCCUGGCAGCGAGCAAGGUGUUCACCGUAGGAGUGAGCAACGUACUUUACGUGUAUACUGUCGAGAUCUUCCCAACGGUGAUUCGCAGCCGAGCCUUCAGUGCGUGUACGCUCAGUGGUCACAUCGGGGGCCUGGUGGCGUCACUGGGAGCGGAGCUGAAAUCCCUGAUAUCACACACAAUGUGGAUAAUGUUGGUUCUGUCGUUCGUCUGCAUCCUGAACAGCGCCCUUGUCCUGAACCUACCCGAAACGAAGGAUAGAGACCUUCCCGACAACUUCGAUGACAUUGAAGACUUGUUUGGGCCCUUCAAGAGGAUAAAACGGCUGUCAGAGUCCAGGCGGAUAUCCGACGCUUUUCGAAAACGAACGACCCUUGACAUGAAUAAUGCGUCGCCUCUAACUCCACUAUCUACAACCACAUCUCCAUCACAGGAGAUCAUCUCCGAGAACCGCAUCCAGCCGAAAGCGCCUCGUAUCAUCAUGCCGUCGACUUCGCCGCACGCUGAUUUGCCUCGAUAGUUACUGGCGAUCAACUAAUACUGGUAAUAAACGAUUCGACGCAUUUUCAA
Messenger RNA from Ornithodoros turicata, 2283 nucleotides. Its product is annotated as organic cation transporter protein-like. NCBI's taxonomy places the organism in Eukaryota, Metazoa, Arthropoda, Arachnida, Ixodida, Argasidae. The transcript has 16 exons. Gene Ontology annotation, cellular component: membrane. Gene Ontology annotation, molecular function: transmembrane transporter activity. The record is from RefSeq and is a predicted model, not a curated record. The coding region runs from base 149 to 2233 and encodes 694 amino acids. Gene Ontology annotation, biological process: transmembrane transport.